Messenger RNA from Papaver somniferum (opium poppy), 2145 nucleotides. RefSeq names its product transcription factor MYBC1-like. The record is from RefSeq and is a predicted model, not a curated record. Gene Ontology annotation, molecular function: DNA binding; DNA-binding transcription factor activity. The transcript has a single exon. Gene Ontology annotation, cellular component: nucleus. Gene Ontology annotation, biological process: regulation of DNA-templated transcription. Lineage: Eukaryota; Viridiplantae; Streptophyta; Magnoliopsida; Ranunculales; Papaveraceae. The coding region runs from base 332 to 1279 and encodes 315 amino acids.
UCCACCUCGAACAUCUCUCCUCUCUAUUCUCUCUCCUCUUCUAUUUCUUUCUCUGAACAAACAAAUCUAUGAAAUGAAUUCUUGUUCGUCUUCAUUAACAUCGUCGUCGUCAUCAUCAUCAUCAACUUUUCCUCCUCAAUCUCUCUUCUUAAAUUUCUUCCUAAAUUCUCUCUCGUCAACUUCAAAAUCACAAGUACCCAAUUAGCAACAGACAAACAUCACUCUACAGUUACAGAAUCUUACAGUAUUACAGAGUAAAGAGAGAUAGAUAUAGAGAGAGAAAGUACUGAGAAAAAAAGGUCUGUUUUUUUUCUUUUUGUUCUGUCAAAUUAUGAGAGAAGAAGAAGCAAAUUGGUUUCCGAGAUGGGAAGAAGAAUUACCAUCACCAGAAGAACUCAUGCCUCUUUCACAAACCCUAAUUACACCAGACUUAGCCUUAGCUUUUGACAUUAGAAACCCUAAUUCAAGUCCCCAACAACAGCAACAACAACAAAAUCAAUCACCAAUUCCUAUUUCACCCGGUCAAUUAGGAGGAGGGGGUGGUGGUUCUAUACCUUCACCUCCAUGUCAACCUCACUCUUCCGAGUUUGAAUCAGCUGAGUUAGGAUCUGGUAAUCUUGGUGAUGAACCAGCUAGAACACUUAAAAGACCUAGACUUGUUUGGACACCACAGCUUCAUAAACGAUUUGUUGAUGCAGUGGCACAUCUGGGUAUCAAAAAUGCUGUCCCUAAAACUAUAAUGCAGUUGAUGAGUGUGGAUGGGUUGACUCGGGAGAAUGUGGCGAGUCAUUUACAAAAGUACAGACUUUAUCUCAAAAGGAUGCAAGGAUUAUCAGCUGGUGGUGCUGGAAAUGGAGGUGGUCCUUUAUCAGCUGCUGAUGCUGCUACUGAUCAUUUAUUUGCUUCUGCUCCUGUGCCCCACCAUUUUUUACAUCCUGGUCGUCCAGCCCCCGGUGAUCAUUACUUACCCUUUGUCCCGGUGUUACACCAUCAACAACAGAUGGCUGCCGCAGCGGUUAUAGCAGCACAGCAGCAGCAACAACAGCAGCAGCAAUAUCAUCACAGGCAAGUGGGUCAAUUUGGGUCAGCACCAGGUGGGCAAUUUGAACAUGGAUUUUUGACUCGGCAGCUACCAUCACAGCAGCCACCACCACAACCAAUUCAUAGGAUGGGAGGUCCAGUUUCUGCUCAAACUCCCAAUUAUGUUGAAGAUUUGGAAUCUGCAACAGCAGGAGGAGGGAGGAAAGUUCUGACUCUUUUUCCCACCGGAUACGAUUAAAAGUUCGGUAAUAAAUUGCUCCUCUGUUUUAAUCUCUUCUCUAAUUGGUUAUUCUGGAAAGUGGUGUUAGAGGAAAUUUCUAUAAUUUUGAGGAAAUUGGGUUCGGUGUGAACUAGGCCUGGGUAUGCAGUUGUAGUUGUAGUUCUUGUUCUAGUGUAAUGUCAAUGAAAUUUGUAGACAUUAGAGGCAUCAUGGUGCCAUCAAACUUCCUUCUCCAGAUCCCGAAUUUCCUUGUAUCCCCUUGUUUCUUAGUCAACUCCGGGUGAUCUUAAUCUAUAGUUUCAUAGUCCUUGGUUUUCAUGUAUUGUAAUUACAAAUCUUCAGUAUAAGUCAGGCUUCUGCUCUUUGCUCCGCGUAGCUGAUAUAUAUUGGUCAUGAUGUUACAUGGAGUUACAUGGUGUCUGAAGCUCGGUAAUCACAAGUAAAUUUGUUCAGUACCAUGGUUGUUCUUGAAACACAAGUGGUCUUCUAGUUGGGUUGUUUUCAUAGUGUUGUAAUGGAGGUUACAGCAAAAACUUUCCUGUUUGAGCUUAUGAUGGUUGGAUAGGUAGUAGCUUUGAGUGUCUCCAGUUUCCAGAAUGGGGUAUAUAUUCGCCUGACACAUUCAUAGGCCAGAUAUGAGCGGGUUUCUUUGUGCCCUUAUGUAAAGGAGAGGAAUUUGAAUCGUGGAGUUGGUAAAACUUGCUGUAAAUUGUGUCAUAUCUCUAUUUGAAUAGUAGGGAGCAAGGAAGCCUCCGAUAUUAGGAAAAGCUCAUGAUCGAGUUCCAGUGUCAUCGAAGUAUUUAAAUGCUUUAAAAUGUUGAAAUGUAACUGAAUGUUCUGAAAUUUAUCAGUAAUCCAAUACAUCUUAUUUAUCAAUCUUCUUA